CGUGCAUCUGCAUUGGAGGGUGGUCGACAGCAACACGGUCAAAUUCGCGCUGCACAUGAGCAAGGGCAUCGAAACGGGCAAGGGGUGGUUCGGCGUGGGUUUUUCGAGCAACGGCAAGAUGAACGGCGAUGCGAUCAUCGCGGACAGCAUGCGCGCCGGCGCGCCCAAGCUACUGACGCUCGUCGGCCACACCAGCAGGAGCGACGCGACUGGGUGGACGCCGACGGGACUGAAGAUCACCAAAAACCCCCGGGGUACCACCAUCGAGUUCACUCGCACCACGUCGGACGGCGAGGAGGUGGCGCUGAACCCCUCGGGCAACAACUACAUCACGUGGGGGUUCGGCCAGACCACGUGGGCAAAGACCAAAGGACACGUCUACGC
This is a messenger RNA of Closterium sp. NIES-65, 384 nucleotides long. The record is from the annotation of a GenBank genome assembly. Lineage: Eukaryota; Viridiplantae; Streptophyta; Zygnematophyceae; Desmidiales; Closteriaceae.